This is a messenger RNA of Pseudogymnoascus verrucosus, 1845 nucleotides long. RefSeq lists its product as uncharacterized. The record is from RefSeq and is a predicted model, not a curated record. Lineage: Eukaryota; Fungi; Ascomycota; Leotiomycetes; Thelebolales; Thelebolaceae. The transcript has a single exon. Bases 99 to 1463 code for a protein of 454 amino acids.
GUCGUAUAUUUUUUCAAAGCCCAACAUAGGCUGACUGAUUGGGUUAUGAACGAUUGAAAUUCUUUGCGCAUACUACACCAGCAAUUAUACUACCGACAAUGUCCGCCUCCUCAACUUCAUCCCCGCGUAUCCCUGCAUGGAAACGCCUGGGGCUCAAGCUCAAAUCUGAGGGCGAUGCACCUUCACCAGUCGCUGCAGCAGCGCCCACAGAAUACGUGGCUGCGGAACAGCCAAAGAGAAAGCGCGCAUCCGAUGAAGCCGAAUCUACACCUAUCAAAAAGUCCAAAAAGUCGCUCAAAAAGGCCGAGUCUACUAUAUCUUCAACCCCAACAGCCGUGCCCGAUGGUAUGCUAGGCCGGCGCAAGUCGGUUGCGUUCACGCCAGAGACGAAAACCGAGGACGGUGACAGCAUAAAACAGCUAUUCAACUCUUGGGUUGCUCAGCAGAAGGAAAUCGACCCUACCUUUGCCAGCAAGAACGACCAGCCAUCAUUUCAAACCCCCGAGCCAACCACCGUCCAAGAGAAGGUCGAUACCACAUUACCUGAGCCCGAGCGACGAGUGAAGCGAGUGAAGUCCACCAAACCAGAAGACAAGACAAAGGCAAAGAAGUCCAAGUCCAAGGUGGUGAAGUCGAAGCCCAUCGAUCCGGCACUCACCUACUUGACCCAGUUCCACAGUGACAAGUCAAACUGGAAGUUCAAUAAGAUCAAUCAGAUCGCAGUCCUGAAGAACGCCUUCGACACCGACCUGAUCCCCACCGAAUACAACGAGCCACUCUACGCAUACAUCGCCGGAUUGAAGGGCGUUGCGCGUGUGCAUCUGAGAGAUCGCGCACUGGAAAUCAGAGACAAAGACGUGGAGGAAGGCGGAAAAGGCUUCACCGAUAAGAUGACAGACGACCAACGGGCGAAGAAGCAGGAGGAAUAUGAGACAGCGAUGGAGGAGUACGUUGCGACCAUGACCUCCACGGCCAUUUCAUCGAGGACCGGCCUGGAAGAAGGCAUCCUACUCGGUCUCAACGACACGGCGAUGAAGGAGCGGAUGACAAAGAGGAUGAGAGCUGAGCACGUUCUGAAUUUACUGGCGAGCACACCUGGUGACCCAUCUGACUACGCGCCUGCGGUGGCCAACACGAAGCCAGUAGAGGAGACCAGGGCAGCACCAGUGAAGCUUGACGCGGAGAAACCACAAAAGACAGUGAGGAAGAGGAAGCAGAGAACGGCGGUGUACGAAAGCGACAGCUCGUCAUCUUCAGACUCAGACUCGGACUCAGACAGCAGCACGUCGGAGGAGGAGAGUGAUGGCGAAGGCCCAUCUAAGAAUGUCAAGAAAUCGGACUCGGAUUCUGACAGCUCAAGCAGCUCGUCUGGAUCAAGUUCUGAAGACUCCUCGGAUUCAGAUGGCUCGGAUGGCAGCAGCAGCAGCGAAAGCAGUGACAGCGAUGACGAUGAGAGUGACUGAGGAUGGGAUUUGCGCUUUUGAUACCCCAAGAACAGUGCAGGUUGGGUUUCUUAUACUGCAGGAAUGGCGUCUGGAUGCUGCUAUUGCGAGGUUAAGGGUCUGAUAGCUCGUAUAUACUGCGGGAAUGGCGUCUGGAUGAUGCGGUUGCAUGGUUCGGGGUCUGGCUAAAUGGUCCGUCUCCUCCCUUUCAGAUAUAUCCUCGACACAUGAUGAGAUGUAUAUUUGUCCAGGGAAUUAUAUUGGAUGUGGGACAUGGCAUAUGGAUAUCAUUAGACUCGGGAUAAAUGGAAAUGGAACCAUGAACCUCAAAUAUGUUUUUCGCUCUCUCCAACAAUGAAUGUAGCACUAUUUGAAAACACCAGGCAUUGCUUUUAUAAUAAUA